Messenger RNA from Juglans regia (Persian walnut), 2398 nucleotides. Its product is annotated as probable serine/threonine-protein kinase PIX7. The record is from RefSeq and is a predicted model, not a curated record. The coding region runs from base 783 to 2222 and encodes 479 amino acids. Gene Ontology annotation, molecular function: ATP binding; protein kinase activity. The transcript has 6 exons. Lineage: Eukaryota; Viridiplantae; Streptophyta; Magnoliopsida; Fagales; Juglandaceae. Gene Ontology annotation, biological process: protein phosphorylation.
UCAAAUUCCAACCGCAUCCAUCUCUCUCACAAUCACAACCUCACUGACUGUUCGGCUGUUCCCUUUUCAAAUUACACUUUCCCUUCUGUUUCACGCUUUCACUCCAGACAUUGAUACCACAGACCACAUUCUCUUCCCUCGCUCCUAUUCGCGCAAAAUGCACGUUUCUCUUUAUCCGUUCUUCCAUCACUUCUAAACCAUCUCUCUCUCUCUCUCUCUCUCUCUCUCUCAACUACAUUCACAAUGCUUGUUUCAGUUCUCUUAGCUUAGCCUCGAUGCUCUUGUAGUACGUAUACAUGGCAUUGAAUGACCCUGUGUCUGUUUGGAGAGCUAAAAGUGGACCCAGAAUAUCGUAGUGGUUACUACAUUUUUCGGUCUAAGCUGUUCAAACGUUCCAUUUCCUUGUUUUCAUAGCUCAAAUUGAGAUAUUCCUUUCUUUACAGAUACUGAUUAUUGUAGAUGGUGUUUUUAUUUGGUCCGCAUGUACAUUUCUUAUCUGGGUCUCGCAUUUGGACUAUUGAAACAUUCUAAACCCUUUUGGGUUCUUUUUAUUAAAAGUUGGGUCUGCUCAAAUGCGUGUUCUUGAAUUUGAUUAUUUGAUCGGUUGUUCCUUCCGGGUGUUUUUUUUUUUUUUUUGUAUGGUGGGUUUUGAUUGCUAGUGUUUUUUUGGUUUACUUUGAUGUUAUUGUGCUUGAGGGAUUGUGCUAAACAAGCUUGGAGUGGUGGUGAUUGGUGGAAUGGGAUGCCUAUGAAAUAUAGGAGUUAGUUUAGGGAUUUGAGUGAUGGGAUUAGGUCCUGAAGCGAUUAAGGUUGGGGCUUGGGAUGUGGAAAAAUCGAAGGGAAGGAAGAAGAAAGAAGGAGAAGCUGAGGGUACAGGAUGUUGGAUUAAGUUUAGGUUCAUUGGGAGCUGCAUCUCUUCAAGUUCCAACGUGGAUAACUCUCUAAGUGGUACUAGCACGCAAUAUGCUGAAAGUAAAUCUACAAAUGAUUCCAGCCGAGACCAACCAGUUGCUCCCGCUGUGUCAUCUUCAACAACUAGCAAUGAGGAAAGUAUUCCAUCCAAUCCAAUCAUAGGUGAGGAAUUGAAAGUUGCUUCUCAACUUCGAAAGUUCACUUAUAAUGAGCUCAAGUCAGCGACAAGGAGCUUUAGACCUGAGAGUCUUCUUGGAGAGGGUGGAUUUGGUUGUGUAUUCAAGGGUUGGAUCAACGAAAAUGGAACUGCUCCAGUGAGACCCGGAGCAGGGCUUACAGUUGCGGUAAAGACCCUCAACCAUGAUGGACUUCAAGGUCAUAAAGAAUGGCUGGCUGAAGUUAAUUAUCUUGGUGACCUCCUUCACCCUAAUUUGGUUAAAUUAAUUGGUUAUUGCAUUGAGGAUGAUCAGAGGUUACUCGUCUAUGAGUUCAUGCCUCGGGGAAGCUUGGAGAAUCACCUCUUUAGAACAGGGCCUCUGCCUCUUCCUUGGUCUACCAGGAUGAAAAUUGCACUUGGUGCUGCAAAUGGUCUUGCUUUUCUUCAUGAGGAAGCCGAAAAGCCAGUUAUAUAUCGAGAUUUUAAAACAUCUAAUAUCCUGUUAGAUGCGGACUACAAUGCAAAGCUUUCUGAUUUUGGGCUUGCCAAGGAUGGUCCAGAGGGUGAUAAAACUCAUGUAUCUACCCGAGUGAUGGGAACUUAUGGUUAUGCUGCCCCAGAGUAUGUGAUGACGGGACAUCUUACAUCGAAGAGUGAUGUCUAUAGCUUUGGGGUGGUUUUGCUUGAAAUGUUGACUGGCCGUAGAUCCAUGGACAAAAGCCGACCAAAUGCAGAACAUAACUUGGUGGAAUGGGCACGACCACACCUUUCAGAGAGGCGGAGGUUCUAUCGACUUCUAGACCCUCGGCUUGAAGGUCGCUUCUCAAUUAAAGGCGCUCAAAAAGCACUUCAGUUAGCUGCCCAUUGCCUUAGCCGGGACCCUAAAGCCAGACCUCUGAUGAGUGAAGUUGUUGAAGCCCUAAAGCCUCUGCCCAACCUCAAGGACAUGGCCAGUUCUUCAUCGUACUUUCAGGCCAUGCAAGCAGAGCGAAUGGGUUCUUAUCCAAAUGCAAGAAAUGGCAUUAGAAUGCAGACAGGGUUAUCAUUAUCAAGGAAUGGACAACCAACCAGGAGCCUCUCCAUACCGAAUGGUCCGCAUGCUUCUCCCUAUCACCAUAACCAUCUUCACCCGUCACCCAAACCUAGUGUUUGAAAGUCAUAACAUUUGAGUACCAUAUCAUGCCUUUGCCCUUAGUGUCAGCUUUUGAGGUAUGUAGUAGUCUUGCUAAACAGAAGAAACUAAUCCUGGAGUGGAUUUCCAAUUCAUUUCCGAAUGUGAGUUUGUUGCAUCUUCCAUCGAGACUGGUGAUGGAUAAUUCUCUUCCUUAA